AUGAGGGAGCUGGACGACAUUUUUUCGCCGCUCUCGCAGAGUGCUACGGCCAGCAAACACUCGAAGCGCAAGCGUCUUGAAGCUGAGGGAGGUGCAUCGAAGAAGAAAAGUGGUGCUGUUACCUCCUCCUCUGCCGUAUCGACGGAUGCAAGCGCAACGCACACGACGUCUAGCUCCAAGAAGGCCAAGUCGCGCACGUCCAACGAGGGGACUAGCUCGAGUACAUCGAAGAAGAAGGAUGUGCCUGUGGUCGUGCAUGACAUGUCCAAGGCGUCUUCGAUGCCCAAGCAGGCGCCUCGGCCUCGUGAUGACGACGAUGCGGCCUUUGCAGAUACUCGCGGGACAGAACGCAAACGUACCGAAGAAGGCUUCCGCAUAUUCACAGAAGAGGAACUUAAGCUCAACCAAGGCGGAGGCACACCGCUUUGUCCUUUUGACUGUGAUUGCUGCUACUGA
This is a messenger RNA of Malassezia pachydermatis, 456 nucleotides long. RefSeq lists its product as hypothetical. Lineage: Eukaryota; Fungi; Basidiomycota; Malasseziomycetes; Malasseziales; Malasseziaceae. Bases 1 to 456 code for a protein of 151 amino acids. The record is from RefSeq and is a predicted model, not a curated record. The transcript has 4 exons.